CUAGCCAUCGCAACAACGACACUACAGAUGCUGAGCACCAUUCGGCGCAUCGGCAUUGUCCUGCCCAUUGCGUGGACAGGCGCAUGGCUAGGCUACUAUGCCUACACCGACACGCUGCGCCGCUCGCACAUCCGCUCCAGAGAGAAGCAGCUGCAGGACACGCUUGGUCCGCUGCCCCGCGACGGGCCCGCGACGGACGAGGAGAAGCGCGCGCUCAUGGGCCGCUUCUCGAGCCUCAAGUUUGCCGGCCGUUACUGGAACCCCUACGUCGAGUGGCGCGAGCAGGGUGCCUGGGAAUGGGCGUGGUGGAAGCUCAUCCUCUCGACGAUCAACGGCAAGAUCUUCUGGUUCGACGGCGACUUGCCCGCCGAGCGGCCGAUCAAGGACCUGCCCCUUGAGAAGCCCGACUUCAAGCUGCUGUACGGUGACAACGCUGGCGUCUCGACGCCUGUUCGCCUCGACGAGCAGGACAAGGAGACACCGCGGAGGCGCAUCUUCCCCGGCGGCGCCGACAUUGACGUUACCGACAAGCUGACUCUGACCUGGAUGGGACAAUCUACGUCCUAUGUCACCCUCGACAAACUGGCUAUUCUGUGCGACCCGGCGCUGCAGCACCGGACGAUCCCCUCUGCCCUGGCUCCUGAACGUAUCCGACCUCCUCCAUGCGACAUUGACGACCUGAAGCGUGUUGACGUCGUGCUGGUGUCUCACAACCACUACGACCACCUCGACCCCGAAGCCGUCAAGGAGCUUGGUGACAGCGUCGAGUGGGUCGUGCCGGCCGGUGCCGGACAGUUCCUCCGCGAGCUGGGCGUUUCGCGGGUGACAGAGCUCGACUGGUGGCAGCAGACCAAGCACACCCUGUCACGACCAGGCGAGGAGGACCGGAGCUUCACGAUCACCGCGGUGCCCGUCAUGCACUGGUCGGCGCGCUCGCCAAAAGACACCAAUGCGACGCUGUGGGCGGCGUUCCACGUAAAGUCGGACACGGACAAGCCCAAGUCGUUUAUCCACCUCGGCGACACGGGCUACUCGCCAACGCUGUUCAAGGCCGUCGGGCGUGUGCUCGGCCCCAUCGACCUGGCCGCCAUCCCAAUUGGGUCGUACUCGCCCAGGUGGCACAUGCACCUGCAGCACACGGACCCCGAGGGCGCCGUCAACAUGGCUCUAGAUCUGGGAGCGAAGAAGAGUGUCGGCGUGCACUGGGGAACGUGGAUCAUGUCAGACGAGAAGUACAACCUCCCCCCACAGGAUCUCGAACUUGCGCGCGAGAAGCUCAACGUAAGCGAGGACCAGUUCUGCGUGCUGCCCGUGGGCAAGACGAUGGUGGUCGAGGAGGAGGACUAGAUAGAUGUAGAUGUUGUCAUGUAGACUUAGAGGGC
This is a messenger RNA of Vanrija pseudolonga, 1382 nucleotides long. Its product is annotated as N-acyl-phosphatidylethanolamine-hydrolyzing phospholipase D. The record is from RefSeq and is a predicted model, not a curated record. The transcript has 10 exons. Gene Ontology annotation, cellular component: cytoplasm; membrane-bounded organelle. Gene Ontology annotation, biological process: N-acylethanolamine metabolic process; N-acylphosphatidylethanolamine metabolic process. Gene Ontology annotation, molecular function: N-acylphosphatidylethanolamine-specific phospholipase D activity. The coding region runs from base 28 to 1347 and encodes 439 amino acids. Lineage: Eukaryota; Fungi; Basidiomycota; Tremellomycetes; Trichosporonales; Trichosporonaceae.